AUGGGGUCCGUCCACGUGCGACCAUGUGUUGAUGAGUUAAAUUCUAGCUCACCUUUUGAACCUACUCAAAUCACCCUUCUCUCCUCUCACUCCCCUCCCCCACUGCCCUUGACUAUGCCCCCGCAGUGGUGGUGGGGUCUGUCCACGGGCGACCAUCCAGAGCUCAUCAAGGCCCGCUUCGCCAGUAUCCGCAAUGAGAUCUGCAAUGCGGUGGCAGUGGCUCGCCUGCUCAACGCCACUCUGCUCAUCCCUCACUUUCAGAUCAACCCUGUGUGGCUCGACGACAGCCAGUUCGAGGACAUAUUCGAUGUAGAGCACUUCAUGCGCUACCUACAGCGCGACGUGCUGAUAGUGAGGCAGCUGCCGCACAAGUACCGGUGGAGCACGCGGGAGUUCUACAGCACGGGCGUGCAUCAGAACCGCAUCAAGUUCGCGCCCAUGCACGCCUCCCCCGAGUGGUACCUCAAGAACGUGCUGCCGAAGCUGCAGCGGCACCUGACACCUGCCCCUCCCGUCCUUCACCUGCCCCUCCCGUCCUUCACCUGCCCCUCCCGUCCUUCACCUGCCCCUCCCGUCCUUCACCUGCCCCUCCCGUCUCUCUUCCACCCUUCCCCUCCUUGUUCUUCCCUCCAUCCGCUCAUCCCCACUCCUCCACCUGCACCUAGCGUGGUGGCGAGCACUCUUCACCCCACCCCCCAUGGAGUGGUGGCAAUAGCGCCCUUCACCCACCGCCUUGCCUUUGACGGGCUGCCUCCAGACGUGCAGCGCCUGCGCUGCCGUGUGAACUUCCAUGCGCUGCGAUUCGUGGAGCCCGUCCGCAGGCUCGGUACCGGUUGUGCGUGUGAUCAGGGGUUCAGAGCAGAGGUGCAGCUCCUGCGCUGCCGAGUCAACUUCCAUGCGCUGCGAUUCGUGGAGCCCAUCUGUAGGCUCGGGAGGAUUCUGGUGGAGCGACUGAGAGACCCCAACAGGCGGCAUGUGAAGCGAGGGGUGCUUUUUGGGAAGGGAGGUGAUGUGUCGAGUUAUGGCGGCAAGGGGAAGGUGGGAGGGAUUGGGGAGGGAGCAGCGGAAGGAGAGAAAACAGCAGCAGCGAAAGAAGCAGAGGACGAAUCUGAGAAAGCGGCAGAGAUGGCAGCAGCGAAAGAAGCAGAGAUGGUGGAGCAGUUGCAGGAGGAGGCUCGUGCUGGUGCUGGUGCUGGUGCUGGUGCUGGUGCUGGUGCUGGUGCUGGUGCUGGUGCUGGUGCUGGUGCUGGUGCUGGUGCUGGUGCUGGGGUAGGAGAGGAUGGAAAGAGGGCGGAGAUUGUGAGUGAAGGAAGAGAGGAGACGAAGGAAACGUUUAAAGAGGCUCUUGCAGGGGAAGGAGAGGGGAAGGGAGGGCGGGAGAGGGAGGAGGGUGUGGGUGGAGGCGAUGUGUCAGGUGCUGCUGGUGUGAGGGUGAUUGAAGAUGGAAAAGGCCUGUCUGGGAUAUCGACUCGUGCAGAUGGUGAUGGUGAUGGUGAUGGUGAUGGUGAUGGUGAUGGUGAUGGUGAUGCUGGUGGUGGUGGUGAUGCUGGUGGCUUGCAGCAAGGGAGCAAGGGUGGUAUCGAAGCAGUGGAGGAGGAUGAGGAAGGGGAAGAGAGGGAGGUGGAGGCGGAGGGGGGAGGUAAGAGGAGGUUGCUGCAGGAGAGUCGGGGAGGGGUGGGGGGUGGAGUAAGUGUGGCCAAGGGAGGAGGCGGAAAAGGAGGAGGAAGAAGAGGAGGUGGAGCAGGGGUGGGUAGGAUGGGCGAGGAGGAUUCGGAGGAGGGGAGUGAGGGCGCGUUUUGGAGCGAGGAUGGAGUGAUAGACGAGGCGGCAAGGGAGAGAGUGAGACGGGCGUUGCGUGCAGGGCGAGAGGGGCGAGUGGUUCCGGUGAGAGCAGGGAGCAUCACUGCUGGGAAUGGCAGUGCGGGGAAUGGGAGUGGGGGGAAUGGCAGUGCGGGGAACAGCAGUGGAGUUGGGAAAGUGGAGGUGGGAGUGGUGUUGAAUGAAGAAGGGGGUCCUGUGGAUGGUUUGUCGCAGAUAGAAGAGAGUGACGAUGGAGGGGACACGGGUGAUGGGGAAAGCAGUGCAGGCGGGAUCCGCAGCAGCAGCAGCAGCAGCAGCAGCAGCAGCAGCAGCAGCAGCAGCAGCAGCAGCAGCAGCAGCAGCAGCAGCAGCAGCAGCAGCAGCAGCAGCAGCAGCAGCAGCAGCGGCAGCAGCAGUGGCAGCAGCAGCAGCAGUGGCAGCAGCAAGGAGGGUGGUGCGGGCAGCAGUAGGUUGUUGAGUGGUCGGCCGCUGCUGGGGAAGGAAGGAAGGUGGGGGCGCAAGGAGGGGAAGAGCAAGAAAUAUGUGGCCAUGCACCUGAGGUUUGACAUGGACAUGGUGGCGCACUCAGCGUGUGACUAUGGCGAGACGUGGGCGGAGCGCGAAGCUUUAUCAAAGUACCGAGAGUAUGCGUGGCUGGGGCGAGUGGACAAGCUGCGCUUCUCCUCUGAUGAGCUGCGCCUGGCCGGCAAGUGCCCCCUCACACCAGAAGAAGUGGGACUCGUGCUGGCUGCUCUCGGCUUCUCUGGCAAGACAAGGCUCUAUGUGGCCACCUAUCAGCGCCCCCUCACACCCGAGGAGGUGGGGCUCGUGCUGGCCGCCCUCGGCUUCUCAGCGAAAACUAGGCUCUAUGUGGUGACGUACCAGCUGCGCCUCGCGGGCAAGUGCCCCCUCAUACCCGAGGAGGUGGGCCUUGUAUUGGUUGAUCUCGGCUUCUCGGCCAAAACAAGGCUCGAUGCGGCGACGUACCAGGCGCGGCCCACAGGAGAUGGGGCUUGUGCGUGCCGCGCUCUGCUUCCUCCAGGUGUCGGGCGAAAAGCGGAUUAA
Messenger RNA from Closterium sp. NIES-65, 2865 nucleotides. The record is from the annotation of a GenBank genome assembly. Lineage: Eukaryota; Viridiplantae; Streptophyta; Zygnematophyceae; Desmidiales; Closteriaceae.